Suillus discolor is the source of this 1757-nucleotide messenger RNA. RefSeq lists its product as uncharacterized. Gene Ontology annotation, molecular function: sulfurtransferase activity; tRNA binding. The transcript is spliced from 7 exons. The record is from RefSeq and is a predicted model, not a curated record. Gene Ontology annotation, biological process: tRNA wobble position uridine thiolation. Gene Ontology annotation, cellular component: cytosol. NCBI's taxonomy places the organism in Eukaryota, Fungi, Basidiomycota, Agaricomycetes, Boletales, Suillaceae. The coding region runs from base 94 to 1644 and encodes 516 amino acids.
GAUGAUCACCUCUCCCUUGGCAGAUGCCCCCAGUACACAACUGUCCAACUUUCUUAAUUUAUACACUGUGAAUUAUAAUCUUGACGAUUCACCAUGUCGUCGUGUGGAAACCCAGCCGUAGAAGAGCAAGCCCUCAUGCCCCGUCGUUCGAAGUUUGGGAAAUCAAAAGACUGCGUCAGGUGCAGGUUAAAACCAGGCAACAUCGUGAUCCGUCAUGCGGUCUACUGCAAAGAAUGCUUCACCCCGAUAGUAGAACUGAAAUUUAGAAAAGCUCUCGAACCUUCGGUCAAUGCUAGAGCAGGCACCUCGAAGCGACCCAAGCUCAAGGCAUCGGGAAAUCUGUGCCUGGGAUUCUCUGGCGGCCUAGGAUCGUCGAUUUUGCUGGAUAUGGUCCAUAAUACAUAUUUCUCCAACCAGCCACCGUUGGACGACUCAGGUAAACCAAGAGGUGGUAUUAAUCAUCCACGGAACGCCAGCGUAUGGCCGUCCUGCAUUGUUUGUUAUGUGGAGGUAUGCGGCGCUUUUCCUGGGAUGCAAGACAAAACCGAAGAUAUUCGAACUAUAGUUGAGCAAUAUCCAUCAUUCGAUUUUGUGCCUCUGCGAAUAGAAGAUGCAUUCGACGAGUCUUGGUGGACCAAAGUUUCCGGAUCAAACAGCACCCCACAGGUCUGGCUGGAACUCAGCAAGGAAGGCCUGAUUACAGAUGGACUCCAUGUCGCUUCCAAAGUGACUGGUCUAACGCCAGUAGAAGCUAUACGAUUAUAUUUAUCAUCACUGCCCACGCAAACUGCAAUUUCUAGUGCCUUACAGAAUCUCACCCGUGUACUUAUCCUGCACACGGCCCACUCCGGAGGUUCCUCGCAUUUACUCUUUGGAUCAUCUCUCACGUCGCUCUCCAUCUCUCUUUUAUCAGCUAUUUCACAAGGUGGAGGGUACGCAAUCCGUGAGGAAUUACAGGAGGAAUGGGCGCCCGUUGCUACUUCUGGUUCGAAGCCUAGUAAUGUGCUCAGGGUCAUCCGACCUCUCAGAGAUGUUACUGCAAAAGAAUGUGCUGUGUAUGCGUGGUGGAACAAUGUAUCUGUGAUUGGUCGAGACAAGCAGAGGCGUGCGAUAUUAGGAAUAGCAGCCUUGACCAAGAAUUUUGUAGUCGGGCUUGAGAAAGACUAUCCUUCGACUGUGUCGACCAUCGCUCGGACCUGUGAAAAACUGGAGCCCAAGGAUGCGCCGAGUGGGCAAUGCAGGUUGUGUAAGCGGCCGAUGCAAUCUGCCAUACAGGAGUGGAAGGGACGUAUAUCAAUAAGAUCAUACUCAGACGACAAACUUGCUGCAGACUUGGCCCACAUCCCAUUACCAUGCAGAAGCAAUCUCGACACGAGUACCCCAUCCCAAGUGCCACCAUUACUUGCCCUGACCGAUUUCCUUUGCUACUCUUGUCACACAACGUUGACAAGCAGGAGUAGUCGUGGUGUUAAACAGACAGCUCCUGGUAUCUCCUCAGUUACGCCUUUACCCAUCUGGGUGGGAGAUCGUGGCCUUCAUGGGGAUGGGCUAAUGGGCGGUGGAGCUCGGCGCAAGAUUCCUGAGCAAGAGAUGCUCGAUACCGUGGCAAAUUUUCUCAUCGACAAACAGGAUGACGAGGAAUGAGGUACUGAUGACGCCUUCUUGUAGCAGUCAGAACGUAUAUCGUUAACAACUUUACUUGAUGGAGGCCAAGCUUCAAGAGUGUGUUUUUGUACUCAAUAAGCACAAUCACACGU